Messenger RNA from Lycium barbarum (goji berry), 1023 nucleotides. RefSeq lists its product as uncharacterized. Lineage: Eukaryota; Viridiplantae; Streptophyta; Magnoliopsida; Solanales; Solanaceae. The coding region runs from base 406 to 870 and encodes 154 amino acids. The record is from RefSeq and is a predicted model, not a curated record. The transcript is spliced from 4 exons.
UAGACUAACGUUUUAGUUUUGCCUCCAAAAAUUUUGACCACUUUUUAGUUUCCCACCACACCCCAUUACAUUUCAGCAAACCCUUCUAAUCUGUAGAGAGACCGUGGGCUUCACUCCUAGCACGAAAAUCUAGAGAGACCGUGGGCUCAUUCUUGCCGGCGUUGGAGCUGCUCGAAGUCGUUCACUCCAUUGUCAUCUUCACUAGGAGAAAAGUUCAAGAACCUCCAUUGUUAAUCAAGGAUCAAGAGGAGAGGGCAAAUAGGAGUUCGUUCGUCCAAGUUGUGCAAGGCAUACAUCGUCCACCAAAUUCAUGGGAAAUAUUUAAGAAGCUGCAUAAAAGAAAGGAUGGCAGCUUUGUUGAUUCCAAGUCUAAGAGCAUUAAUUGAUAAAUGUGUGUAGGAUGAAAUGGAGGCUAGGGUGGCUACUGCUAUUUCAGGCUCAUCAGAUGAUUCACCAGAAGUCCACGAACUCGAUGUAAAUCGCAUAUACUUAGAUGUUGUAGGUGGAGAGAAAAAACGACGUGUGUAUGGAUUGGGCUCUCAAGCUUUGAGUUUGUAUCAAGACUGCAAUUCUGCUACUUCACAGAAUUUGUCUGCGGUGACUGAUCGUGCUGCUGAAGAAUGCUUCAAACUUCUUGAGGAAGAGAAGUUGCGUAUGAGAGAAAAUCAAGAGAGAAUUCUUCAAGAGCGUGUAGAGGCGAAGGUGCAACGUCUUGACGCGGAGGUGAAACAACAUGCAGAGCAGGAAGUAUCACGUUUGACACAAGAAAGUGAUGAUCGGUUUAAGUCUAUGGAGGAUCGAUGGUUUCGCAUGAUGAGCGAGAUGGCGCUAUAUUCUCGAUCAUCUGGUGAUCCUACUCUUUCUAAAUAGGGACUGACCAAAUGCUUAAGUGUUUAACAUUUUGAGAUUUUAGUUACCCGAAAACUCUUUUAACGUUGUCAAGACUUUUGUUAGUUGGAUGCUUUGUAAGUUUUAAUAUUUGUAGACUUUUGCUUAUUGAAGUUGUGUUUUUGCACGUUUUAA